CUUAAGACCAUUGUAUAUUUUUAAAUCUUACUACUAAUUUAUGAUUUCACAUUGAGAUAGGUAUUGGCAAAUGGUGACAAACGCAAACUUUAAAAAAUUAAAUAUGUUGGCUUAAACCAAAACCAGCAAGCUGACACCUAGAGCCGUAAAAUAUGUUUUAACAAAAUGACAAAAAAUGGAACAAAACUGACAUAACCUCCAAAACUCCAAAUUUAAAAACACUUGUUGAAUAGUUUUAAAUAAAAAGCUUUUGUUAAUAUUUACUAAAUGAAUUUUUCAUCAAAUUGUUCCUAUUUGAGAGAAGCUUAAAAUAUGGGAGUUAGAGGCUUAACUACGUAUAUAAAUAGUAACCAAGACAUUUUUUUACGUCGACAUUAUCUUCAUGAUUGUAAUCUUGUGAUUGAUGGCCAUAGCCUGUGUUCACAAUUGUAUCGGUCCCUGAAUUGUUUCUCAGCCUUUGGCGGCGACUACGACAAAUUUGCAUCAUAUAUAAGAACAUUUUUCAAAAGCCUACGAAAAUGCAAUCUCAAUCCGUAUGUUCUUUUCGACGGAAGCUAUGAGAUGAGAAAGCUAAAAACUGCAUACAACAGACUAAGAUCUAAAAUAAAUGGGGCAUCUCGAUUAGAUCCUGUCACACAAUCGAGCUUACAAAUAUUUCCAUUACUGCUUAGGGAUGUUUUUAAAGAAGUUCUCAUAGAAAUGAUGGUCCCGUACACAACAUGUGAAUUUGAAGCUGACGAUGAAAUCGCCGCUAUGGCUAGAUAUUUGAACUGCCCUGUUCUCAGUUAUGAUUCAGAUUUCUUUAUUUACAAUGUUCUGUACAUACCUUUUAAUACACUUGAAAUUAAACCAAAACAGAUUGUCCUCAACAAUGUAAAAGUGCAUGUCAUGGAAUGCAGGAUUUUUAAAGUCGAAUAUUUAGCUGCAAACUUUGGUGGUUUAAAAGAAGAACUACUACCAUUGCUGGCAACAUUACUUGGAAAUGAUUUUGUAGAGAAGAGAGUUUUCAACAAAUUUUUUUCUCAAUUAAAAUUACAAAAAAGUAGGAUCAAAAGAAAUGAACAACAAAGAAACAUCCAUUCAUUGUUUAAAUGGCUGCAGGAUGAAUCUCUUGAUUCAGCUAUAAGUAAAAUAUUAGGAAGAUUAAAAAAGGAGAGAAGAAACAAAGUACUUACUACAAUUACAAAAAGCAUUAACGGUUACCAUCGAACACAUUGUUUGUCAUUAAAAUACUUCAAUCUAUGUAAAGAAGAGCCUUUAGACUGUUUAGAUACAAACAUACAAAUUACUUUAAAUGAUAAUGAAAUUGAUAGCAGCGAGGAAACUGACAAUGAGGAAAGUGAUGAUAGUUCUUCUACAUCAUCAACGAAAGAAAACACAGAUUCAGAUGUGCAAAAUUCAAACAAUAAUCAUAUUAAUGGUAUGCCAGAAUGGCUGGCAGAGUAUAUAAGAUUAAAUAAGGUUCCAAGGUUCUAUAUCAAUCUGUAUACUCAUCAAUUGUAUUUUAGUUCACCGCAGGCAGAAGAUUAUUCUGAUGAAGAUGCAUCAUUGUGCGCAUUGCCAAUACUUAGAUAUGUGUUUGAUAUAUUAACAGACUUUUCACAUGAACAUUUUGUAUAUGUCAGCAGAGAAAACAAUUCUAAUUAUAAGAGGUUGUUAGUAGAUAAAGAGUAUUCAAUAUCAAGAUUUAUAGAAACACCAUUUAAUGAAUUAAAUAAUGAACAAUUAAAGAAAUAUUUUUAUCAUUUCCUAGAACAGAAAAUGCCAUUAGACUAUGAAGCCAUAGAGUUAUUGCCACAUAAUUUUCAAUUAUACAUGAUAUCAAUUCUAUGGUGGAUAAGGAGCUGCAGUGUACCUCUGGCUCAUGUUCACAGCUUGAUACUAACUUAUGUAUUCUUAGAUGCUAUUGAUGAGAAAAUUGGAAAAUUCCGAGGUCACAAUUUCUUCAAUAACAAACAUUCUAAAAAAAUUGAAGAACUGAAGAAGCGUCCUUUUGUACCAGCGUCAAUUGAUGAAGAAUUAUUUUUAAACAAACACAAGAUUCAAUAUGAAGAUUGUCUUAUAGCUGGUAGUGUUCUUUUAAAACAUUUCGAAAUUGAUGACAGCAUUAGGAAGAGGCCUAAAAGUUAUGAUGUAAAGAAAAUACAUUCAUUUGCACAGUUCCAAAGCUGUUUGCUCCAGUUUAAUGGCCUCAAUAACUUGUGUGGAGAUCCAUUUAGAAGUACAAAUUAUUCCAAAUGUUACAAUGGAACAUUUAUAUAUAAUAUAGCUCUAAAAUUAGAAAACCAAGAUGACCCAAUACAUUUUAUUGAACAGUACCUAAAAGGUGCUACAAGUGUAUUAACUUUUUAUAAAAGUUUGUGUCAUUUGUUUAAGAAAUGCCUUACUACUAUGAACUUAAGUACUGUCAAAUGGAGUUACCGUAAAAGACGAUCAAGACGUAAGAAAAAGGAAGAUGAAGAUACUAAAUUUAUUGUGGAAGGAUUUGAAUCUCAUGUUGUCAUAUAAAAUUUUUAAUGUAUUAU
Molecule: messenger RNA, 2525 nt
Organism: Papilio xuthus (Asian swallowtail)
Lineage: Eukaryota; Metazoa; Arthropoda; Insecta; Lepidoptera; Papilionidae
Gene: ast
Product: single-strand DNA endonuclease protein asteroid
Exons: 1
Coding region: 313-2508 (731 amino acids)
Source: RefSeq, a predicted model, not a curated record